Neltuma alba is the source of this 3881-nucleotide messenger RNA. RefSeq names its product calcium-transporting ATPase 8, plasma membrane-type. Gene Ontology annotation, molecular function: P-type calcium transporter activity; ATP binding; calmodulin binding. The coding region runs from base 312 to 3527 and encodes 1071 amino acids. NCBI's taxonomy places the organism in Eukaryota, Viridiplantae, Streptophyta, Magnoliopsida, Fabales, Fabaceae. The transcript is spliced from 36 exons. Gene Ontology annotation, cellular component: intracellular membrane-bounded organelle; plasma membrane. The record is from RefSeq and is a predicted model, not a curated record. Gene Ontology annotation, biological process: calcium ion transmembrane transport.
AAUUCCAUAGAAACUCGCUCUUCUCUUUCUCUCUGGUGUUUCUUGCUGUGUAUAUAACAUAAACAAAAUCUGGAUUGCUUUGUUGGAUUCGAAGAAGUUACAAUAUAUUCUGGCGAUCGGGAAACUUCGUCUCAACUCUGAACUCUGAAGCAUAUAAUAAAAAUAUCUCUCUGUUCAGCAACUUUUCUGAACACAGGUUCCUGCUGUAACGCCUCCUGAUUGAGGAAGAAGACGAAGAGGAAGGAGGAGGAAGAGAAGCCAUCAGUGUCUGAAAAGUAGAAAGACUUUGACUGGUGACUCGUUUUCGACAAAUGAGUUACUCGAAGGAUUCACCUCGCCGUCCGAACGACGUAGAGGCGGGGAAUAGUCGCUCCGGCGACUCUGAGAACGGGGAGUGCUCGUACGAUCCAUUUGAUAUUUCCAGUACAAAAAAUGCUUCCAUUGAACGGCUCAGGCGGUGGAGGCAAGCUGCGCUUGUGCUCAAUGCUUCUCGUCGAUUCCGUUAUACCCUGGACCUGAAAAAAGAAGAGGAGAAGCAACAAACACUGAGGAAGAUUAGGGCGCAUGCUCAAGCCAUUAGGGCUGCAUAUCUUUUCAAAAAAGCUGCUGUGCCACCUGUGAAUGUUUCAGGGAUUCCAGCACCACCUCCAGCUGCUUCUGGUGACUUUCCAAUUGGGCAAGAGCAGCUUGCUUCAAUUUCAAGGGAUCAUAACAGUGAUGUCCUGCAGCAAUAUGGAGGGGUUCAAGGGCUUGCACAGUCGUUGAAAACCAAUUUAGGGAAGGGAAUUCAUGGUGAUGAUGGUGACUUAAUGAAGCGGAGGAAUGCGUAUGGGUCAAACAACUAUCCUCGGAAGAAGCCCAGGAGUUUUUUGAUGUUUGUGUGGGAUGCUUGCAAGGAUCUGACCCUGGUUAUAUUAAUGGUUGCGGCGGUGGCUUCAUUGGCGCUAGGAAUAAAAUCUGAGGGUAUCAAGGAAGGAUGGUAUGAUGGGGGUAGCAUUGCAUUUGCAGUUAUUCUUGUUAUUGUGGUUACAGCUAUAAGUGAUUAUAAGCAGUCUCUUCAGUUUCGUGAUUUAAAUGAGGAGAAGAGAAAUAUACAUCUAGAGGUUAUAAGAAAUGGCAGAAGAGUUGAGAUCUCAAUCUAUGAUAUUGUUGUUGGUGAUGUUAUACCUCUGAAUAUUGGUGACCAGGUCCCUGCUGAUGGAAUUAUGAUCAUUGGUCACUCCCUUGCAAUUGAUGAAUCAAGUAUGACUGGCGAGAGCAAGAUUGUUCACAAGGACUCAAAGGACCCCUUUCUGAUGUCUGGAUGUAAAGUUGCAGAUGGAAGUGGCACCAUGCUGGUUACAGGUGUUGGUAUUAAUACUGAGUGGGGGCUUUUAAUGGCUAGUAUAUCGGAAGACACUGGUGAAGAAACACCCUUGCAGGUACGCUUAAAUGGCGUCGCCACCUUCAUUGGUAUUGUUGGGCUAACUGUGGCUGCUGUUGUUCUGGUUGUGCUACUGGUCAGAUAUUUUACUGGGCAUACCGAAAACUCAGAUGGGAGCCCUCAGUUUAAGGCGGGCCAUACGAAACUUGGUGUUGCUAUUAACGGAGCAAUUAAGAUAGUCACAGUUGCCGUCACCAUUGUAGUGGUUGCAGUGCCUGAAGGGCUUCCUUUAGCAGUCACUUUAACACUUGCCUACUCAAUGAGAAAAAUGAUGGCAGAUAAAGCUUUGGUGAGGAGGCUUUCUGCCUGUGAGACAAUGGGUUCUGCCACAACCAUUUGCAGCGAUAAGACUGGAACAUUGACUUUGAAUCAGAUGACUGUGACAGAAGCUUACAUUGGAGGGAAGAAGACUAAUCCUCCUCACAACAAAUCCGAGCUCCCUGAUAAGUGCCGCUCUUUGCUUGUUGAAGGUGUUGCACAAAAUACCAAUGGCAGUGUUUAUGUACCUGAGGGUGGUAACAACGUUGAGGUCUCUGGAUCACCAACAGAAAAGGCAAUUUUGAACUGGGGAAUUCAGCUGGGGAUGGAUUUUGAGGCUGUCAGAUCAGAGUCAUCAAUUAUACACGUCUUUCCAUUCAAUUCAGAGAAAAAACGUGGGGGAGUUGCAGUGAGGACGCCUGACUCUAAAGUUCAUAUACAUUGGAAAGGUGCUGCUGAGAUAGUACUGGCCUGUUGUGCAGCAUAUAUGGAUGCACAGAACCAGUCAGUAGACAUGGAUGAAGAGAAGAUGACAUAUUUUAGAAAAGCUAUUGAAGUCAUGGCUGCUGACAGUCUUCGCUGUGUUGCCAUUGCAUAUAGACCUUAUGAAAUAGAGAAAGUUCCAACUAGUGAAGAAGAACUUGCUCGCUGGUCAUUGCCCGAGGAUGAUCUUAUUUUAUUGGCUAUUGUUGGUCUGAAGGAUCCUUGUCGGCCGGGUGUCAAGGAUGCAGUGCAACUUUGUCAAAAAGCUGGAGUGAAGGUGCGAAUGGUCACCGGCGACAAUGUGCAAACGGCAAAAGCAAUUGCUCUGGAAUGUGGAAUACUUGGUUCAUCUGCAGAUGCCUGGGAGCCAAACAUUAUUGAAGGCAAAAGAUUUCGGGAGUUAUCAGACAGAGAGAGAGAGGAUAUUGCAGAAAGGAUAUCGGUUAUGGGGCGGUCUUCUCCUAAUGACAAGCUUUUGCUUGUGCAAACCUUGAGAAAGAAGGGGCAUGUUGUUGCUGUGACUGGGGAUGGAACUAAUGAUGCUCCCGCAUUGCAUGAGGCUGAUAUAGGUCUUGCAAUGGGCAUCCAAGGGACAGAAGUUGCUAAAGAAAGCUCUGAUAUCAUCAUUUUGGACGACAAUUUUGCUUCAGUUGUGAAGGUUGUCAGAUGGGGACGGUCUGUAUAUGCAAAUAUCCAGAAGUUUAUACAGUUUCAGCUUACAGUAAAUGUGGCAGCUCUUGUAAUUAAUGUUGUUGCUGCAGUUUCUUCUGGUGAUGUCCCGCUGAAUACAGUGCAGCUUCUCUGGGUAAAUCUGAUUAUGGAUACCCUAGGAGCACUAGCCUUGGCAACUGAACCUCCAACUGAUCACCUAAUGGAUCGAUCUCCUGUGGGCCGAAGGGAACCUCUCAUAACAAAUAUCAUGUGGAGGAAUUUGCUUAUACAGGCAAUAUACCAAAUAUCUGUUUUGCUUGUACUCAAUUUCCGAGGCAGGAGCCUACUGGGUCUGAAGCAUGAUGAUUUAGCCCAUUCUCUCAAAGUGAAGAACACUUUAAUAUUUAAUGCAUUUGUUUUCUGUCAAAUCUUUAAUGAAUUCAAUGCUCGAAAGCCAGAUGAAUACAACAUCUUCAAGGGAGUCACAAGAAACUACCUCUUUAUGGGGAUAGUGGGCAUAACUCUUGUGCUUCAGAUUAUCAUAAUUGAAUUUUUGGGGAAGUUCACCAAGACAGUCAGGCUUAACUGGAAGAUGUGGAUAGUUUCCGUCGUCAUUGGAGUCAUCGGCUGGCCUCUUGCUGCGGCUGGGAAGCUGAUACCCUUGCCUGAAACUCCCUUCAGCGAGUUUUUCACGAGAUGUUUCCGGCGAUGAGCAUGGAGAAGAGAAAGUGAUGAUCCUCCCUGCAAAUUUUGGUGACAUACUACUCAAUCACGCAAGUGCAGAUAGUUCAGCUAACCUGGUUUCAUUUUUUUUGUAGGGCUUUGGGUAUGUUAAUUUUUUUUCCCUUCAAAUUUGGAUAAGAAAUUGUUCUGAUUUUUAAGUAUUUAAGGCUUUAGGUGUGUAUGGAAUUUAAGUUGGUUUCUUUUUGUUCAACAUAUUUGAUACAUCACAUGUAGGACAGGUAGCUUGUUCAUAUUUCUAACCUUUUAUUUUUUAACCGUUGAAUUGGAAAAAACUGUAAAUGUGUGGAUCAUUCAGUCAUGAUUUUCCUAUUUUCACUUGCAU